AUGAACCAUACAAACACAGAGCCUGGCGAAGAACAUGAGCUGAUAGCCAUCGAGGCGCUCAGCCGGCUGUGCAAUGGUACGAAUGGCGAGACCAGAUUAGAGAAAUCACAUGGUGCGGAGCAAGGACAAGCUCAGCAACACCAAGACGACGGAGAGACGCUACUGUGCAGAAUGCGACAGAACCCGAUAUUCACCAACGCUGUGAGUCUGUACGAGCAGACCAAAUCACACCACCCGAACUUCAGGCGGCGAGCGGAGUUGGUAGAGCGGAGCGCGUCGACGAUGGUGAGGCGCACCAGCGAGCUCUGGGCCCCGCGGGAUGGGGCGAGCAAGCACCGACUGGAGGAGAGCUGCGAGACGGGGACGCCGCUGGACGACGAGGUGGGCCCGUCGCCGCGCGUGUCUAAGCGGCAGAAGAUCAAGGAGAACCUGAAGGAGUAUCGGCUGACGAUGUCUAUAGAGUCGAAGAAACAGCUGAUUACCUGCCUGCACCUGCUGAAGCUCGCGAACCGGCAGCUGUCGUCGACGGUCGGGUCGCUGCAGGACCUGGUGCAGAAGGAGCGGGAGGACAGCGGGCCGCGCGAGCCCGAGGAGGAGGACGGUGAGCAGUACUUUGACGCCUCGGAGACGAUCGUGAGCGAGCGGUCCAAGGAGAUCAAGAUGGAGGUUGUGGGGACGGUGAAGAAGGUGUACUCGCUGAUUUCGAGGUUUGCAGGAAGCUCGCUGCCCGAGCCCGCGCGAAGCCAGGUUCGGGAGACCCUGCUCAAGAUGCCGACGAACUGGUCCUUGACCGUCAAUUCCGCGUCGCGGGAGACGCCCACGAACGCCCGCCUGUCGGCGAACAGCAAGAUGCUCAUUCUGGCGGAGGAGUCUCUGGACAUGGUCAGCAACAUCAUCCAGGUUUUCGACAUGACGCUCGGACGGGCCGAGGAGUGGGUGAAGCACAAGCAGGAGCUCAAGGAGCUGAUCAAGUCGCAGUACAUGGAGGCACAGCUCAAGUCCAAGGUAAAACAGCAGCUGGAGAAGGAGCAGUCCGAGCAACAGCGACACGAGUUGAAGCGCAGCUCUGUAUAG
Messenger RNA from Eremothecium gossypii ATCC 10895, 1074 nucleotides. It is a transcript of the gene OPI1, whose product is annotated as transcriptional regulator OPI1. NCBI's taxonomy places the organism in Eukaryota, Fungi, Ascomycota, Saccharomycetes, Saccharomycetales, Saccharomycetaceae. Bases 1 to 1074 code for a protein of 357 amino acids. Gene Ontology annotation, biological process: phospholipid biosynthetic process; endoplasmic reticulum unfolded protein response; regulation of transcription by RNA polymerase II. Gene Ontology annotation, cellular component: endoplasmic reticulum; nucleus. The transcript has a single exon. The record is from RefSeq and is marked provisional. Gene Ontology annotation, molecular function: transcription corepressor activity.